Messenger RNA from Plasmodium relictum, 2682 nucleotides. Its product is annotated as conserved Plasmodium protein, unknown function. Bases 1 to 2682 code for a protein of 893 amino acids. The record is from RefSeq and is a predicted model, not a curated record. The transcript is spliced from 2 exons. NCBI's taxonomy places the organism in Eukaryota, Apicomplexa, Aconoidasida, Haemosporida, Plasmodiidae.
AUGAAUAAAAAUGAGAAGAAAACGAAAUAUAUUGAGAGUGAAAUAAGUAUAUAUGAUGAAAAAGAAGCACAAUUUCAAAAUUUAAGUAGUGCAGACAACUUUAAUUAUGAUUUUAAUAAUUAUGUUCAUUUAAUUUGUAAAAUUAAAAAUGUGAGAAAACAUGGAAAAUACCUAUUUUUUUAUGAUACUAUUUCAAAGGACAAUGAAAAUGAAAAAGAAAAUUCGUUUUUUUAUAAAUAUCAAUUUUUAAAUUAUGAUAAUAAUUUUUAUUUCAUAAAAAACUUAUUUAAUGAAGCAUCUAUUAAAACAGAAAAGAAUGUACAGAUUAUAAUUAAUAAAAAUUUUUACAUUAAUGAAGAAAAGUUAGUUUUAUAUCAAAAUUAUUUAAUAAAAAAACUUUACAAAAAAAAUCAGGAAGAUGAUACAAUAAAUUUAAAUAAUGAUUACUUUUAUGAUUCUAUUUAUUUAUGUAAUAGAUUUUAUAAUAACUUGAAGAAAAACGAAUGUGAACCACCAUUAAAUGAUGAAGAAAAUGAAAAUGAUGAUCAAUUAAAUCAUCCUCUAUUAUUAUUAAUUAAUGAAUACAUAAAACACGAAGAUGUUAACAAAAUAAUUAAAACAGAUUCUUUAAUAUAUAUUAUAGGACUACCAGCAUUAACAAAUACAAAUGAAAAAUCUAUAAUUGUAUUUUCUUCUUAUCUUCUAAAAGUAAAUUAUGAAUAUUUCAAUAUUAAUGAACUUUUGAAAUUAUUUGAAAAAAACUUUUUAUCUAUGUUAACGUUAUGUAGAGGCCUACGCAUGAAAGAAAGUUGCAUUAUAAAUAUUUAUAAUAAAAGUGAUAAAGAAAAAAAUAAAUAUAUAUAUAAUAUUGUAUACAAAAGUAAAAAUUACAAAAGUAUAUCAAAUCAAAAGAUGAAUAAUUAUGAAAUUUUUAUAAUAAAGGUCAUUGAUGUUUUACCUAAGCUAUUUAAAAUACAUCAUAGUGAAUUUCCUUAUAAUAAUAAUAGUAUUGAUUUAAAAAAGAACUUAUUUAAUUAUUUUGAUAUAAGCACAUUUAGUAAUAAAUUGUUUAGUGAUUACAUUUGUAUGACAGAUACAAUGAAUGGAAAAAAAAAAAAAAAAAAGAAAGAUAUGAUGUUCUAUAUGAGUAAAAAAAAAAUUCCGCAAAUAUACUGGAUGUUUAAUCAUAUAAAAAAAUUACUAAGUGAAAUAAAAAAAGAAAAUACAAAUGACAUUUCUUUUUUUUGUCAAAAUAUUGUUUUGUCUAUAAGUACAUUAGUUAACAAGUAUAUUGAAAGUAAUAUUACUAUUUAUGAUAAUUAUUUACAUUUUCUAAAUUUAUUUAUUGAAAAAAAUGAUAAAUUAGUUAAUGAAGAAAAUGAAAAAAAGAUAAAAAGUUAUAUUGAUCAAAGCACUAAAAGGAAUGGAAGAAAUACUUUUGAAAAUUCCAAAUGGAAAAAUGUAGAAUUUUAUGAUAUUAAAAAAUUUUAUUUAGAUAAUUGUGUUGACUUAAAUAAUGAAAUCAAAUUAAAUGGAAAAAAAUAUUAUUAUGAGGAAGAUAAUAAUAAUUUAAAUGGAAUAUAUUCAGAUGAUUGUAACGAAAAAAAAAUUUUUAACAAUUUUGAUUUAAAUGGAAUGAAUAAAGAAAAUGAUAGCAACUAUAAAAGUUAUAACUACGAAUUAAAUGAAAUAAGUAAUAAUUUUAAUAUUAAUAACCAAACAUAUGAAUUUUGUAUUUUAGAUGUAGGGGGAGGAAAAGGGGAUUUAGGUAUUUACAUUUCCUUAGCCUUUAAAAAUGUUUUAGUUAUCAUAUUAGAUGUUAAUGUUAAUUCUUUGUUCACAUGCUUUUUAAAAAUAUAUUCCAACAAAAUUAGGAAUAUUCUAGUAAUUCAUGAAUCAAUAUUGAACUUUGAUUUCAAAAAAUACAAAGUUAAUUUAAUAGUAGGUUUACAUUGUUGUGGAGGAUUAAGUGACUACACAUUAAAAAAAUGUAUUGAUGAAAAAAUUCCAUUUCUUAUUUGUUCAUGUUGUUAUACGAAGUAUAAAAAUUUAAGAAGGUAUAUAUUUGAUUUUAAAAAUGAGAUGAUAUUAAAUGAAAUUCAAAAUUAUAUAUACAAUGAAAACUAUAAUGUUUAUAUGAACACUAUCGUAAGUGAAUAUAUAAAAGGAAAAUAUAAAGUAAAUUAUGAAAAUGAUAUUGAUAAUGAUAUUGAUAAUGAUACAAAUAAUGAUAUAAGUAAUAAUGAUCACAUUAGUAUGAUUAAUAAAAAUGCAUAUAUCCUGAAUAGUAUAAAUAAAAAAAAAGAUAUUGCUUUGAAUGAAAAAUGUUUGAUAGAAAACAGUUGUACUUUUUCUUAUAGUGAUAAAUUGGAAUUAGAAGAAAAUAGUAAUAAAAAAAAAUAUAUAAAAAAAUAUGAUAAAUAUGAGAAAAAAAUUAUCAGAAGAAUUAUACCUGAUGUAUAUUCUUUUGUAAAUUUACUGUCUAAAUUAUGUGAAAGUGAUAAUAAAGAAAUAUCUUUUAAAUGCAUGUAUUUCUAUAAUACAUUGAGAUUUUAUAUUUUACAGAAAUUGUUUAAUGUAACGAAAAAUUUAGAAGAAAAAGAAAAUAUAAAUUUGUCCUUGCUUUCUUUUCCAUUGUCUUAUUCACCAAAAAAUAUUGUCUUAAAAGGUUUUUUUUCAUAA